This is a messenger RNA of Erythranthe guttata (spotted monkey flower), 534 nucleotides long. RefSeq lists its product as uncharacterized. Gene Ontology annotation, molecular function: 3-dehydroquinate synthase activity; oxidoreductase activity. The record is from RefSeq and is a predicted model, not a curated record. Gene Ontology annotation, biological process: aromatic amino acid biosynthetic process. Lineage: Eukaryota; Viridiplantae; Streptophyta; Magnoliopsida; Lamiales; Phrymaceae.
CGUAAUAUUAUUAAUUCAUGUGUAUGCGCAGUUUCUGCAAAGACAAGGUCAGACAUUUGGAGUAUGGAUUUUGAUGACUUGUCAUCCUUUCAAGAAAAAAAUGAGUUCAAGAAUGAUCCCAAGUAUCAAAAAAUUCAACGUCUCAUCCAACUUUGCCGAAAAUAUGGGGUUGUUCCUGACAUAGUAACUGAAAUGGGGCAUCCCAUACGACUUCUUGUUGUCGAACAAAUCAGCAGCCUUCACGCUACAUUAGUUGUUUUCGACAGGCACCAUGAUAAGAAGCACAUAGAGUACUAUGCGGAGAAGAUAACAUGCGACAUGGUGGUAAUGAACGACAAUGGAGACGUAGACCUCAUCAAGAAACGAAAGCUAGACACUAAUAAUAAUCAUACACCACUUGCGGAGGAGGCGGAGGAGGAGAAGGAGGAAGACUGCUCAUCAACAUUGCCUCCAUCUUGCUCCAAGUCCAUUAUUUCAGAACACAUCAAAAAAUAUCUCAAAUCUAAAACUCGGGGGAAUAAUAAACCUACGUGA